Varroa destructor (honeybee mite) is the source of this 5831-nucleotide messenger RNA. It is a transcript of the gene PMP34, whose product is annotated as Peroxisomal Membrane Protein 34. Gene Ontology annotation, cellular component: peroxisomal membrane. The record is from RefSeq and is a predicted model, not a curated record. Gene Ontology annotation, molecular function: coenzyme A transmembrane transporter activity; NAD transmembrane transporter activity; FMN transmembrane transporter activity. NCBI's taxonomy places the organism in Eukaryota, Metazoa, Arthropoda, Arachnida, Mesostigmata, Varroidae. Gene Ontology annotation, biological process: transport; proteolysis.
UACAAAAAAUAGUAAUUAUGGGCUCGCUGGAAAAAAAUCAGUGAGAUUUAAUUUUUUCUUCUAGCAUCACGGAUCACCCUUUCUUAGAAAUUCAAAGAGGACAUAAGUGCGUUUAGAGUAGUACAGUGAAAUCAAAUUUUUACGAAGAGAUUGUACCGAUCGACCGUUACGUCGUUGAUUGCGGUGAAGGGCAGCCUUUGUUCUUUAGAGAGAUUGGCUAAGUGACUUGAUUGCUGUGGGAGAGAACAAGAAAUACGAUCUAAAGCAUACAAAGAUGCGCCCUCCAUAAAACGUACAGGCAAAACAUAUACACAGUCAAAACAUCAAGAAGUGGGUGGAAUAUAGAGGAAAAGGUCGACCUUACAGUUAUCCUGGUACCUAAAGAAUUGCAGUUUCACAUCGUCCGCUUGGCUAUUGCUUGUAACAAUGGCGCUUUCAAAAGUUCUGGCAGAGCGCCUGUUUACUCACGAAACAUUAGUACACGCCAUUUCGGGAGCUGCUGGAGCAACCGUAGCGAUGAGUCUUUUCUAUCCACUGGACACGAUCCGAAGCCGACUUCAGGUGGAAGAGGGACGAGAAUCGAAAUCCAUAGUUGAGAUGUUACGCGACAUAAUGGAGUCCGAAGGUUUUGAGGGAAUUUAUCGUGGCCUAAGUCCUGUACUCCAGUCACUCUGGUGUUCGAACUUUGUAUAUUUCUACUCCUUCCACGGUCUACGAGCGGUGUUUAGUACUGACAGGGGCCAUUCCGCGGGACGCGACCUUAUGCUAGCGACUAUUGCCGGAGUAAUUAAUGUGAUAGUCACGACUCCAAUGUGGGUCGUUAACACGCGUAUGAAGAUGCAGGGCGCAAUAGCUCAGUACGGCCCACAUGACCAAGAAAACCAAAGUGCGAACUACAAGUUUCGAAGCCUUCUAGACGGACUUAUUACCAUAUACCGGGAGGAGGGAGUGCAUGCCUUAUGGUCAUCAACACUUCCAUCGCUUAUCCUUGUUUCAAAUCCUUCCAUACAAUUCAUGGUGUACGAGGCCCUCAAGAGGCGCUGCGAGACUCUCGGUAUUGCUUUGAGCGCCGGUACAGCGUUUUCGCUAGGCGCAAUCUCGAAAUGCAUCGCCACUGUUUUAACCUACCCUCUGCAGGUGGUUGAUUACAGAGAUACGCAUUUUUCAACGCCAAUUAAAGAGCAAAGAGAGUGUGGAGCUUGUUGGGCGUUUGCACCCACUGAGGUGAUGGAGGCUAUGAGAUUUGGGUUUCGUUCUGCCAAAGUCGAAAAAAUUGCCAAAUCACUUUCUGUACAACAUCUUAUUGAUUGUUCAGGUGUCUCUUAUGGCUGUAAGGGCGGGGACGUCUGUGAUGCAAUGGAUUACCUGAUAGCUACAGAUUAUCAGUUCGUUUUGGAAGCGGACUAUUUACCAUAUUCAGCAGUCAAGCAUAGCACGUGCCAAAGACAGGUAACGCCAUCUGCCAAUAUUACCAUCGGACAAUCUACGUGUGAAGACUUUUCGAAGUCAGAAGGUAAUAACAGGACAAACAGUCUUCUGUCAUUCAUUGCUUACCAUGGUCCCGUCGUCGCUUCCGUCGAUGCGACAGUUUGGAAGGACUAUCUUGGAGGAAUUAUUAGGUACAACUGCGACGCUGGUCCAAAAAAUCACGCAGUGGUGAUUGCUGGUUAUAACCUGACUCACUCGCCUCCUUAUUAUAUAGUUCGCAAUAGUUGGGGCCGCAGCUUUGGAGAUAACGGUUACAUGUAUAUUGCUACAGGAAGAAACCUCUGCGGAAUCGCGGAUAAAAUUACUCUUCUUUACCCAAAAUAUAAUUGAUCGUGAUAUAUUUAUGCGUACGUGAAGUGGUUCUGUACGAUAUACUUUGCGUGUACUCUUGAAAAUUAGCAACGCGACCACCUCUACAGUUAACUAAAACCGCAGCAAACGCUAGUUUAGAGCUUUUCGUGUAAAAACGUUUGAAUUCAUAUUUACUAUAUAUCGCAGGAACUCGAAGGCAAACUUCACAAAAUUCAGAACAAUACAAUUCACCUGCAGUCCCAUUAAUGAACUCUAUGAACGAUCUUUUUAUUUUAGCCAAUAAACUUAGGUAUUGUUUCCACACGGAACCACUUAAAUUGCAUAAAAAAUCGAUUCAAAUAGAUAUUUUCUUAACUGAAUGUGUACAUCUCAUGACAUGCUAACUUUUAAUGUAGUUUUAGCGGUCUACAUGCUCUUCAUUAAUUAUAUGUAGUAGAAAACCAAAUCAAUCGCAUUUAACGACAGGAUUGCUAGAAUUAAGAUAGAGAAAUACGAAAAACCUCUGUGAAAUCCAAUUGUUUUUGUAGGGAUUGACUUCAAGCGCUCUGACAUCUACACGACCCAUUUUACUGCUUUCUUUUCGUUCGAGGUAGUUUGGAUUCGCCGUGCAAUGACAUCAAUCUUGUUUAUUAACUAUAUAUAUAUAUAUAGAUUUUAUAUCACUAUAGUUCAAAAUUGAUAUAAAAAGAAUAUUACGAAGAGCCAUGUUAUACCAAUAAAAUAUACUUUUCACAGUUUUGUCCAUUACUAAAUGCAUUAAAAAAUAUACUAUAUAACUGAAUAAAACUGUUUCUCUCACCUAAAAACCUCCAUAACUGUAAUCAUAGAACGCACGCUAGCUGUAAGCUCGCGGAUUAUUACAUGACUGGGCAAGAAGACCUUCCUUAGAACCUGCCUAAUCUUCAGUUAAUUUAGUCACUUUUAGUCACUUUUACUUAGAUGGCUACUGAUUCAGCUGAGGCGCAAUGCUAUAGUGCCUUACUCCCAUCAAGUUUGCUUGCACCCAUGGUAAGUUCCUAAGUAUGAUUAUCCUACCGUUCUGUACGUGUGUCACCAGCUUAUCCAUGAUUCUGUUCUGUAACUUCUUAUAUUCGCCUUGUAAUCUUUGCCAGCUCCGUAAUUAGAAAUGUCCGCUAAUCGACAGUUUAAGCAAAAUGACGAAUCCUUACUCUACACAUUACAGAUCGAACUCAGAUAAAUAAUACGAAGUGAAUGGCAAGCGACAAUUUUUGAAAAUGCGCUGAUUAAAAUGUUAUGAUAACUGGUCGGUCUUGCAGAAUGGAAUCAAUCUGGUUAUUGAUGCGAUUGGCGCAUAAAUUUGCUAGCCUGUCACUUGACCGUAAAUAGUACACACCUUAAUAUAUUAUUCUGUGGUACACCAGAUAAAUAAACAACCGAUCCGUAGAUUAAAUGGGUACAGCCGACAAACUGUCAAAAUUCCAUUGGGCAGUAAGGUUUACCAUACAUAUUGUUUUUAGUACUUGGUAGGGUAUUUCCCGUGCAAAAUAUAAAUGCAAGUUUAAGGAAAUAAAUAUAAACAGAUAUUAAAUAGGUUCAGAUGGAGUUCAGUAGCAUGAACCGCACCUCAGGUCAUCGAUAAAUUGUACUACUCGCCAUCUUUAGAUAGCCUCGUUAGUAGUUCAGACACUUUAUUGCCCGCAUUAUUAUAAUCUCAGGUCAUGAUGUGAUCUAGACAUGUGCUGAAUCUACUACAUCUUACCAAUUAGCUAUUAUAUGGACCUCAAUCGGAAGAUACGCUAUAUGGAUUAAGCCUUUAUUUGUAGCAUGAAAACGUUAGUUUUAGGCAUAUCAUUAAACUUUCGACAUCCUUGCGAUAAAUACAGGUUGAAUUUCAGCCGAACUUUAAAAAAUUGUAGUGGCCAGUAAAUUAGUUCCAUAUUUUUGCAUUUCUCUGAAAGGUCAUACAUUUUUUCAACAGACUGAGAGCAAACUGAUCUCAGAAUAGACAGUACAUCCUAUGGCUAUUUCAGAGGUCACAGAGGAUUUUUGCGUUUUAUAUAGGAAAAAUAUUUCGAGGAUAGAUGUCUGUUCGUUUUAAAUUCACAUCGACACACAGCUCCGUUUGUACUAGAUUCGACUGCAGGCUCAAGAUAAACCAUUCAAAACCCGGCUCGGCAAGAAGAGGUCACUUGCAUUUAGGAAGUCAAGGCAAAUCGCAAACUGAUAAUCUGAAGUUUUCCCCUUGCCGUCAAAUUAAUCAUUUACCUCAAAUACCUAUUUAUCUAUUAUAUGAAUGGUGCUUACUAUAACUGCGCAUAGUCUCCUUUGAAGAACGUUAAUAUACGACAAUCUGAGCUUGACAUUAUAAUAUAGUUUUACAAUAUGAGCUAAAGUUUUUUUAGCAAGACAUUGAGUUAGCACAAAGGAAUUGCGCAAAUGAAACUUGAGCAGUAUGGGAAAUCACUUACGACUGAAGUAGCAUAAGCACUCGUUGGGUUUUUUUUCAGUGAAGUUAGUUUAUAGCCUAUUGAGUAUACAAUUACGAUAAGAAUAAUAGUAAUCGACGACAUUCUUGUUAUGUCUCACAUACAAUAUAGGCGCGAACGUCCCAUCGUGACUUGUAAUUUAUUCAUUACGCAAGUAAGAACCCUAAUAUGGUCGGAGACCGACAGAAGCAAUUUAUUGUGCAUAUUGAAUUAAAAUUUCCUUCCUGAACUCCGUGACGGUGGAUAAAUGUAUUCAUUCAUAACACUACAAUAUCACUUAGAAAACUGCUAGGGAGAAUUUUCACGCGGCAUGACUGAUUGUUUUUCGCUUUAAUCAACAAAAUCAAAAAGUGUACUUGUAUAGUUAUCUUUGUCUCGAAUUAGUUUGUCGGUCCACGAAAUCUUCUAAUAAAAUGAGAAUCAAUACAUGUAGGUUAUUGAUUAAUAUGUAGAAUAGAAACCUUUAUCUUAAAACAUUACUUAGCAUGUUUCACAAAUAGGUAAGUAUGUUCACUACGUUGUCUGCGUCGCAAUGUGCAAGUGCUCAACGAUCUACGAGGUUCUUUCACUCUACAAAAGCUAUCAACAUCCACUAACCGAUGGGAAGUUCCGUUUGCUUUACAAAGUUCUUAACUGAGAACACACAUACCGGCACUUUGCAAAUCAGCAUUAUGCCAUGCUACUGCACAGAAUAGGUGGGUUAGAUACAAAACCGCUCCUUAGGUUUUUCCACUAAUUGGAACCGCAGCCACAAAGCUUAUGAUAUAUUAAGAACGGAUCAGUAUUGGAACUCAGCGGGAAGCAUGCUUAAUAGAGCAACAAGCAUCGCAAUCAUGAAACAAAUGAAAAUGACCAUUAUCCGUUUUUCACGCAUAUUUGCAGCGAAUUAACAAGUGCCGUGCGCCUUAGUUUUGUUGUUGUUACUUCUGGUGCUAUUAUGGUGCUAUAUGCCUGUGCACUUCGCUUAUCUAGAUUACAAUUUUACUUGUUUACAUGCUACACAGCUACAUUCGUUUUGCUCCACGACAUUUUACUUACGGUAACAUAGGUUCACACAAGGUUACUCGGACUGCGCCACAUACAUUAGUAGAGGUAAUUCCAGUUACACUGGGAUCUCCCAUUUUUUUUUAUAAAGAGAUGACAUCUCGGCACUGAUAGAGAAUAAAACCGAUUGAACCACGGCUAGAUUGUGUUAUCACUGUAAAUUGCGCCGAAGAUUUAAAUAGGCCAGCCGUUAUAAUUCUAAAUAAGUAAGCUAGUCGUUGUAAUUCUAAAUGAUCGCAUCAAGCCAAAGUACUCUGUCGUUCGCUAAUUAGCAACUAACAACCACUAACUUAAAAUACCAACUUAACAAAAGACAGUGCAUGAUGCUUUACCCAUCGUAAGAUUUAUUUUACACAGAAUAAAGAUAAUUUUCAUUAGGGCCAGAUAUUUUAAAAACUUUUGAUCAUUAUCAAUUCACUUAAAAACCAGUCAAAAAUAUUUUCCAACUAAAAAGCUUCACUCAUACGUCGUCUUGUAAUUUUCCUUUGUGCUGAUACACCAUCACUGUUGAUUUUGAUUUUCAAUUUUUUUUUGGACGUC